Salvia splendens (bonfire salvia) is the source of this 3583-nucleotide messenger RNA. RefSeq names its product squamosa promoter-binding-like protein 1. Gene Ontology annotation, molecular function: protein binding; DNA binding. Gene Ontology annotation, cellular component: nucleus. Lineage: Eukaryota; Viridiplantae; Streptophyta; Magnoliopsida; Lamiales; Lamiaceae. The record is from RefSeq and is a predicted model, not a curated record. The coding region runs from base 424 to 3354 and encodes 976 amino acids. The transcript is spliced from 10 exons.
CACCACUCACUCAUCUCCUCUCUCUUCAUCUCUCUACAUUCAUUUCAUAUCCCACCCACCUUCCAUCCGCACCUUUCGCCACCGUCCCGCCACCCAACUUCUCUCUACUUUAUUCUCCCCUUCCUCCGCCCUGAUCUCACUUGCCAACUCUCUCUCAACUCUUCUUUCACUUUCUCAGCUGAAAUCACCCUACUCUUUUGCUGCCUUGAUUUCUCAUUUCCUCCUUUUAUCCCCUCCGAAUCACCUUCCUCCUUUGCCGAAUUCACUCCAUGUGCUCUGCUUGUUCUGGAAUUACGAGGAUGUACGCGCUCAAUCCGGAUUUAUGAUUCCGUACAGAUUGAUUUGGUAAAGCUAGGUUGAUUUGCUGCUCCUGAUCUGCGCUCUACCUGAAUUCGCGUGCUUCAAUUUCAGUAAUUAGCUGCCAUGGAAGCCGGAAUCGGCGGCGAAGCUCAGCUCUAUUACGGAAUUUCGUCCGAUUUGCGCGCGGUGAGUAAGCGGAGCUUGGAAUGGGAUCCAAGCGAGUGGAGAUGGGAUGGAGACCUCUUCAUUGCUACGCCGCUCAACGGCGCCGCCUCUAAUUAUCAGAGCAAGCAGCUUUUCCCCCUCGAGACUGGAAUUUCCGCAACUCGAGCUUCCUCCAACACUUCCUCGUCGUAUUCGGACGAAUUGCAGCGAGAUACUAGGGAUUUGGAGAAGAAGAGACGAGCUGAUGCGGUCGAGAACAGUAACUUGGCCGAUUUGACUCUGGACCUCGGCGGCCGCGGUUUCGCGACGGCCGGGAAUGGGGAAGCAACUGCGGGGAAGAAGACGAAGUUAGCUGGAGCUGUCUGUCAGGUUGAGGACUGCGGCGCCGAUUUGAGUAAGGCUAAAGAUUAUCAUAGACGGCAUAAAGUCUGCCAGAUGCACUCCAAGGCUAGCAAGGCACUCGUGGGGAAUCAAAUGCAGCGUUUCUGCCAGCAGUGCAGCAGGUUUCAUGCACUCCAAGAGUUUGACGAGGGAAAGAGAAGUUGUCGCCGGCGCUUGGCUGGCCACAAUAAGAGGAGGAGGAAAACACAAACUGACAAUAUCAGUAAUACCAAUCCUGUGGAUAACAACCAGACGAGCAGUUACUUGUUGAUGAGCAUACUGAAGAUCCUAUCCAGCAUGCACUCUAAUAGGUCGAACCACAGAGAUGAUCAGGAUCUCCUGUCUCAUCUUCUUCAAGGUCUUGCCAGUCAGGGAUCCCUCCACUGGGAAAGAAACAUAUCUGCACAUCUCCAAGAGUCUCCAGAUUUGUUGAAUAAUUUGGCUUCAUUUGGAAAGUCCAAGUUAGUAUCUAUGUUGUCAAAUGGCUCUCCAGGGCAAACAUCUAGAGAAGAUCAUUGCAGAACACUUGGUGAUGAAUUGCCAAAGAAAAAUGUCGAAUUACAUGCCACAUCUCAGGGGCCAGGCAUUGUUCUGCACACAGAAGCUGGUUCUCAGUACGUUCAAGGGCUGGAGACUUCUGGUGGAGGAUGCAAACUAAAUAAUUUUGAUUUGAAUGACAUUUAUGUUGAUUCGGAUGAUGGAACGGAUGAUAUGGAAAGAUCAACCGCUCCACAGGGUCUAGGUGUCGUUACUGUUGGGUGCCCUUCAUGGGUGCAGCAAGAAUCGCAUCAAUCAAGUCCUCCUCAGACUAGCGGAAAUUCGGACUCUGCAUCUGCUCAGUCCCCAUCCAGUUCCAGUGGGGAGGCUCAGAGCCACACAGAUCGCAUUGUGUUCAAGCUAUUUGGGAAAGAACCUAGUGACUUUCCCAUUGUUUUGCGAUCACAGAUUUUUGAUUGGUUAUCCAACAGUCCUUCUGAUAUAGAGAGCUACAUCAGACCAGGUUGUGUCAUUUUAACUAUAUAUCUUCGCCAAUCCGAGUCUGCAUGGGAAGAGCUCUAUUGUGACCUGAGCUCGAGUCUGAGUAGGCUGCUGAAUUUCUCCGAUGAUGUCAAUUUUUGGAGUACUGGAUGGAUCUAUGCAAGGGUGCAGAACCAGAUGGCAUUUGUCCAAAAUGGUCAGGUAGUUCUCAAUACAUCUUUGCCUCUUGCGACUCAUAGCUUUAGCUCAAUUCUGAGCAUCAAACCCAUUGCUGUGGUAUCAUCUGGGCAAGCCCAAUUCAACGUCAAAGGCUUCAACUUAUCCCGACCUUCCUCUAGGUUACUCUGUGCACUGGAAGGAAACUAUCUGGAAACUGAUUGUGAGUCGAUGGAACAUGUUGAUUCACUUGAACAUGUUCAAUGUCUUAAGUUUUCUUGUUCGAUUCCCUCUGUUACUGGAAGAGGCUUUAUAGAGGUCGAAGAUCAUGGAGUUAGUAGCAGCUACUAUCCCUUCAUAAUUGCUGAGGAAAAUGUUUGUGCUGAGAUUCGUAUGCUAGAGAAAGAGAUAGAACUGAUAGAAGAAGACCAUUUACAGAGAGGAAUGGGGAGAAUUACUGCAAGAAGCCAAGCCAUGGAGUUUAUACAUGAAAUGGGGUGGCUUCUCCACAAAUAUCAGUUGAAGUCCCGGUAUGGAAAUGAAGAGUCUAACUUGGAAUUUUUCCCUUUUGAACGGUUCAAGUGUCUUGUGGAGUUCUCAAUGGAGCGUGAAUGGUGUUCUGUCGUAAAUAAGCUCCUGGAGAUCUUAUUUUCUGGAACAGUGAGUGGCGAAGAGAAACCUUUCUUGAAGUUUGCCAUGUCUGAAAUGAGUCUGCUCCACCGAGCUGUGCGGAAAAAUUCAAGAUCUCUAGUGGCGAUGCUGUUGAGAUAUGUUCCAGAAAAAAUAGCAGAUGAGCUGAGUUCGGAGUACGGAUCCCUAGUUGGCGGUUAUUUGUUUAGACCCGAUGUUGCUGGACCUGGUGGUCUGACACCUCUUCAUGUAGCAGCUGGUAGGGAUGGAUCUGAGGAUAUAUUGGAUGCUUUGACCGAUGAUCCUGGAAAGGUGGGAAUUGAUGCUUGGAAGAGCACCCUCGACAGCACAGGAUUCACACCAGAAAAUUAUGCCCGGCUGCGAGGACACUAUUCUUAUAUCCACCUCGUCCAGAGAAAAAUGAACAAGAAAGCACCCUCCAGGCAUGUUGUUGUUGACAUAUCCGACACUCUCUCUGAGAACAGCGUCAACCAGAAACCCAACGCCACCGCUGCCAUCUUUGAGAUUGCAGCAAGGUCGCAAACGAAACCAUGUGGCGUCUGUGCCCAAAACCUCGCCUACAGAAGUGGCAGCCGGACUCUGCUCUACAGGCCGACGAUGCUCUCCAUGCUGGCCAUUGCCGCGGUCUGUGUGUGUGUCGCCCUUCUUUUCAAGAGCUCCCCGCGGGUUCUGUUCGUGUUCCGCCCCUUCAGUUGGGAGAUGUUGGAGUAUGGUUCUAGCUGAGAUCCAUUCUACUAAUUUCAUUUCUACUAAAUGUCUGUGUAUGUGCAUGUGUAUGAGUCUUUGUGUGUGUAUUUAUAAAACUGUAAAGCUGAGGCACCUGAGUAUAACUAUAGUUCAUUAGUUCAGAUUUCACAUUUUACUAGAAAUGACAAUAACUUAAAAUCUUGUACGAGUAUUUGUCGAAUUGUUUCUCCGAUUUUACUAUAAAACCAAUCUGCAAUGUGUGCCA